UGUCCACUAGGAGGCUUGACUAACAAGGUAUUUGUCUGGACGCAAACAUUUAUGGCGUAAACUGUAAAAUAUAGAUGAAACGAUGAUUUAAAGGACACGAAUCGUUGCUGACGGAGGAUUCGGCGUUUGAUGGGUGAGACUGGAGUCGAUAUGCUCAUAUAAACUCUGCAAAUUUCUGUAAAAAUGACGGGAAAACAAACAAACACUUGGACGAGCUAGGCUAAGCUAAGCUAACACGGGCUGGCCGUAUUAUUUAGUCUCGCCGCUUGAGUUGAGCAUACAAGUAUUUGUAGGCUGCACAAAAUAAUAAUUACACUUAAAUGGAGCCACGUGUGCGUUAUAAACAGUGCAUUACGGUUGAAACGGGUGAACCAAAUGGUCUUCUUUUAAUCAUAAACAGUCCGUUAGCAGACAUUAGCAUGUUAGCUGGGCUCCGCGCUUCGUGCUAAAUAAUAAACAACCCAAACGUUGUCAGGAGCAUUACAAUAACGUUCGUUAUAGGGUUGAGAUGAGCUCACAGCACAGAUUUUUCCAUUUUAGUCAUAUAUUAUAAAUUACAUAUAGAGUUGGCAAACAUUAGCGCUGAUAGUGUCAAUUUUGGUGGGGGUGAUUAUAAGGAACAGAUUUGGGCUGCGUCCCGAAACCGAGUGAGGUCCCUACCUAGGCAGCAUUUUGGGCAAUAUGGGCGUGUUCGAAGUUUCAAACCUAGUGAGCUACAUAUCUAAUCUGCAUCGUAGGUCAUAAUAGAAUGUUAUUAAUAUGCUCGAACACUUGUAUGUUUCCCCAAUAUGCUGUCUAAGUAGGCAAUUUCUUAGUUUUUGAUACACAGCCUAAUCUGCAGCAGGAUUAAUAGAGCAGCAAACAGCAGACAAAACGCCUCAUAUUCUUUCCUAAUGUACACAUCGCAAUAUUUUUUCCAUAUUUUCUGAGAUACUCAAGAGGAAACACAUUUGAAAAGGUGGAUAUUUAGAUUAUCAACGAUCAAGUCUCCUCUAUUGGCCAGUCUAGUGUGCAUCUAUGAACUCCAUACCGCCCUCCACUUCUGCCGUCAGUAGCCCUGUCAGCUCCGUAGAUUCGCCACUGUCAGCCGUCAGCUCGUCCAUCGGCUCUCCCGGCGUUCCCGGCACGCCAUCCGUCGGCUAUGGACCCAUCAGCAACUCUCAGAUAAAUUCCUCAAUGUCUGUGUCUGGGUUACAUGCUGUCAGCAGCUCUGAUGAUGUGAAACCCCCUUUUGGCUUGAAGUCUGUCAGUAGCUCUGGGCCAAUGCUGUCCCAGAAACGCAUGUGCGCCAUUUGUGGGGACCGUUCCUCGGGGAAGCAUUAUGGCGUGUACAGCUGCGAAGGCUGUAAGGGUUUUUUCAAGCGCACAGUCAGGAAGGACCUGAGCUAUACCUGCAGGGACAACAAGGAGUGUCUGGUCGAUAAACGACAGCGCAAUCGCUGCCAGUACUGCCGUUAUCAGAAGUGCCUGGCCAUGGGAAUGAAAAGAGAGGCUGUUCAGGAAGAGCGUCAGAAGAAUAAGGAACGAGAUGGAGACUAUGAAUGCAGCAGUUCAGCCAAUGAGGAGAUGCCUGUGGAGAAGAUACUGGAGGCCGAGACGGCUGUAGAGCACAGAUCAGACUUACACUCUGAUGCCACUGGUUCACCCAACGAUCCAGUCACUAACAUCUGCCAGGCUGCAGACAAACAGCUGUUCACUCUGGUGGAGUGGGCCAAGAGAAUCCCUCACUUCUCUGAGUUGCCCCUGGAUGACCAAGUCAUUCUGCUCAGGGCUGGAUGGAAUGAGCUCUUGAUCGCUGCCUUCUCCCAUCGCUCCAUCAGCGUGAAGGAUGAGAUUCUGUUGGCCACAGGUCUACAUGUGCCCAGAGACAGCACUCACAAUUUGGGAGUGGAGGCCUUUUUUGACAGGGAAAGUGCACACAGUGCAGAGGUGGGGGCCUUAUUCGACAGGGUGUUGACUGAGCUGGUCUGUAAGAUGCGCGAUAUGCAAAUGGACAAAACCGAACUUGGCUGUCUGCGUGCCAUAGUUCUGUUUAACCCAGAUGCCAAAGGUCUGACUAGCAGCAGUGAGGUGGAGCUUCUCAGAGAGAAAGUGUACGCGUCCCUGGAGGCCUAUUGCAAACAAAAAUACCCAGAUCAGCAGGGGAGGUUCGCCAAGCUCCUCCUCCGACUUCCUGCAUUGCGUUCCAUUGGCCUUAAGUGUCUGGAGCACCUUUUCUUCUUUAAACUGAUCGGAGACACCCCCAUUGACACUUUCCUAAUGGAGAUGCUGGAGUCUCCCCACUAGCUGCGUCAGAGGAAGAAUGGGAGACAGGGUUUUUCUACCCUAGGUCCUGGAGAUAACUGUGACUGCACUUUUUCUUCCCAGGGGAAUUACAACGAUUGGUCAGCCUCUGGUCUGGGGGUUUUUGGUUUUUUUUUUUUUAGUUCAGAUAUUACUUUUCUUUUUCUCUUGACUAUCUCUUAAGUGCACCAUAGAGUCUAGAGACCCAAAACUUGCCAUGAAAAAUUGUUGGUGCUACAUUUCAACAGUAAGCUAAUUUUUAUAUAUAUAUAUAUAUAUAUAUAUAUAUAUAUAUAUAUAUAUAUAUAUAUAUAUAUAUAUAUAAUAUAAACAAGUUUAAAACUUAAUGUUUUUAAGUAUGGAUGCUCCAGUUACCUGACUGGUUUAGAUAAGUGGGGUUUACAUUUUGAUAGAACCAUUUGAGGCUUUUAAAACACUGUGGAUGAUAAGCUUUAAUCGUAUGUAAGUGUGCUUCACCAUCUCUUAAGUUUGGGUGCUUUCUUCCUGUACGGAUAAUUUAUUUUGCCCCGACCUGUAAGGACCGGUCAAGUGGGUAGAUAGAAGAAUGAAUUCAUUCGGUAUUCUAGGUUUAAAUUGACAUUUAGCUUUGCUAGUUUGAGAAACCUGGCAAAGGAAUCUAUAUGCAAUGAUGCUUGAAACGAUGCAAAACAGAAAGACUUAGAUGUUUAAUCUCCAAAAAAGCAAUUUACGUGAUAUUGUGCAAUGUUAAGCCUAAAUCCAGAGGUGGACGUGAGGGAAAUGCAAGCACUCUUUUUUAUUAUCUCACGCACUCAUUUUAUUAUCACAUCAUGAGUGCCUAACUGACAUAUGCUUGAUAUGUUUUUUUUUUUUUUUUUUUAAAUGUUUGACAGACGAAAGGACACACAAAAAGAUGAAUUUCUGUUCAUGUCAUCAGCAGACAUUGUACGAAGCAGGCCGCUUUUCUUUCGUUUUUUUGGGUUUUUUUUGCCUGAAGUGUCCUAGGCUGAAAUUGUCUUAAACCUGCAUUGGUUUUACUAGUUAACUGUCGGUUAAUAAUACACUCUCUUCUCUUAUCACAUAUCAGGUAACUGUGUAAGAGUGAUAAUUCCUUAAGUAAACUGCACUACACACAAAAAAAAUGUCAUUCCUUUUUUCUUUUUUUUUUUCUUUUUUUUUGACCAGUGUCAGAUUUUGUUUUUCUUUUAAAGAUUACUUUUGGUGCUUCGGAAUCGACAUUUUAAUAUUAUAGCCCUAAAAAGUGCACAUGUAAAACUGCAAAAAGGAAAAGUACAGCUGUCUUCGGCUUUAUAGAGACACUAAAUCUGAGCAGUAUGAAAGUUCAUCGGCGUGGACUUGCUGUUUGUAUUUGGAAAACCUUCCAACUUGAAAUUUCUACAAUUAAUUUCUUCUAGUACUGUGCAGACCCUAUUGUUCAGGGACAUUGUGUAGCUAUAUUGUGUAGACAUAGACAGGCUAGGAAUCAACAUAUAUUCUCUUGCUUUUAUCACUUUCUUUAGUUUGUAGUUGGCAUACAACUUGCAGUAAAGACAUAGUUUGCACUGGAUUUUACCAUGAAUCCUAGACUUUGGAUUUUGUCUUUUAUUUCCUUUCUGUGACCUGAGCUUAUUCGCUUUUUCUUUUUGAUCUACCAUUGAGAAUUUUCUUUUCUUUUUUCUUUUUUUUUUGCUUUUCCAUGGCAUCUUUCUGUCCUUGCUGAAAAAGUUACAGGGACAAAUGCAAGCUCACUUUUGCCAUAGAUAUAUCUAACAAACAAACAAACAAACAAACAAACAAACACACAAGGUUGUUUUUGUAUGGUCUUGUACAACCAACAUCUUUACUGCAUUAGGCAUGUUACAUGUCUGUUGUUGCACUAAAAUUGUCAUACAAUUAUGAUUGUAAUGAGAUUCCAUCAGUUUCGAUGUUGUCACGGCUCGUUUUAGAGGAGCUCCGUGACACUGCAAAAGAACCAUCUGCUGUACAUGACCCUAAAUAAAGGUGGUGAUAUGUCUAACAGCUCUGUUCUUGGAGAGUUCAUAUAAGUUGCAUGUCCUUUUUUUCUUGUAAUCUCACUAUGGGACUCAGAAAUAAAGGUACAAAAGCUGUGACUGGGCCGGUACCUGUUCAAAAGGGAUACGUGUGCACCUAAAGGGUUCACUUUGGUACCUUGAAGACUCUGGGUACGUUUAGUGCAUUUAUUCUUUAAGGUAUUCGAAAACGUGGAAAACUCUGCUUUAAGUUUGAAUAUUCUGAGUUUGUGUUUUAGCAUAAAUGGAAAACGAUGACUGGCUGUCCACAUUCGCUCAGUCUGCGUAUCAGUGAUCGAUGAUAACAUUACUUGCACGAACGGUCAUGUGACAUGCAUUUUCGGUCGUGUAGUCUAGACGGAGAUCGUUUCUGAAACGCAGUGAUAACGCCAGUGUAGCCGAGGAUCUUUUUAUGUUAAAAUGCUGUUUUAAAACUAAAACGCACCAGUGUAAAAAAAACACAAAAACAAAUUUCAUAUGACCAUACCUCCCAGCUAUAUCUUUUCCUGGUUAACUGCAACUAUACCUCUCAAAAUGCUUUUUUUGUAGCGCCCCGCAAAAUGUGUCUCUACUUUUUAGUUAAGGUUUUUGUUUGUCCUGUCUUGCACUGACUUCAGAUCAAAUUCAAUAUCAAUUACAAGAAACAUUACAUCUCAAUGUCACUUUAUACUCCACAAAUGCAGUUUGUAUUUCGCCAUGCAAGAUCACAUCAAGAAAUUUUAGUAUUUAAUUGUAACUUUACAGAUAUGCCGACCUUAAAUCUCCCAAAAUGUUUUGCAAUUACAACUUACAUCUCCCAGCUGUGUCGACCCAUUUUACAAUGUGGCGUUAUCGUAAAUGUUUAUUUUACAACAAACUGAAUUUGUGAGAUUUUUGGUUAUUUUCCCCACAAGUUUGGUUCGACCGAAUCAUGUUCUCGUCUGAGAACAAUUACACUAGCACCACAAAAGAAAGAAACCAACUCGGUGUUCUGGGUGUUGCUGUAAAAGCUUUUUAUUGCAAAGUACAGUAAAUGCUUUUUCCUUUUGGAAUUUAGAAGUCAAAUUUUCACAUUCUCGAUCUUUUUUUUUUUAAACCAACAUUUUAUGGCACUUGAAGCAAUGGGUGAAAUUCUGUAUGCGAGUGCAAUAAUAUCAAAGGCCAUUUGAGCAGGGCUGAUGGGUGCAUGACAGUGUUUCAAGUCUGUGCUGCGUAAACACAUGAAACAAAAUCUACGUUCACAGGGUAUCGAGACGCCACAGGCUCUAUCCGUUUAGCCAAAAAUAAAGACAUCGCCUGCCGAUAUUGUUAUUGUUUGAACCAUGCAUGGCUUAUUUUCUCUUAAAUUAGAAUUUUCACAGAAUAACACUGCUUUUGACUUAUAAUACACUAUUCUAUACAAAAUACAAACAAAAACAUGAACA
Messenger RNA from Puntigrus tetrazona (Sumatra barb), 5695 nucleotides. It is a transcript of the gene rxrbb, whose product is annotated as retinoid x receptor, beta b. NCBI's taxonomy places the organism in Eukaryota, Metazoa, Chordata, Actinopteri, Cypriniformes, Cyprinidae. The transcript has 11 exons. Bases 1018 to 2286 code for a protein of 422 amino acids. Gene Ontology annotation, molecular function: nuclear steroid receptor activity; nuclear receptor activity; retinoic acid-responsive element binding. Gene Ontology annotation, biological process: response to retinoic acid; anatomical structure development; retinoic acid receptor signaling pathway. The record is from RefSeq and is a predicted model, not a curated record. Gene Ontology annotation, cellular component: RNA polymerase II transcription regulator complex; nucleus.